This is a messenger RNA of Sorghum bicolor (sorghum), 1892 nucleotides long. Its product is annotated as acyl-[acyl-carrier-protein] desaturase 4, chloroplastic. Gene Ontology annotation, cellular component: chloroplast stroma. Gene Ontology annotation, biological process: fatty acid metabolic process. The coding region runs from base 316 to 1578 and encodes 420 amino acids. The transcript has a single exon. The record is from RefSeq and is a predicted model, not a curated record. Gene Ontology annotation, molecular function: stearoyl-[ACP] desaturase activity. Lineage: Eukaryota; Viridiplantae; Streptophyta; Magnoliopsida; Poales; Poaceae.
AGCUAGCGCUGUACUGAUGGAGCCCAAGAAACGUAACGUCUAACGUGUGUUGCAUCAAUCUAGUGUUCACGGUGCAGUAAUUCCGUGUGCAGCACGUACAAGUAGUGCAACGACGUGCACAUGCAAUUCAUUGAGCCAGCACCAGUAGUCGUACCACUCGUCUCUUAUAGGACGCGGGGGGCACGUGUACACCUCUCCGUAUUCAGGUUCAGCAACCUCCACGGCUGCACCUCGUAUAUAUAUAUGUACCUGUAUAUCCAUCAGCUAGCUAGCUAGCAGCAGCAGCAGCAGCAGCAAAGAGCGAGCUAGACAGACAUGCCGGGGCUCACGACGAUGCUGGCACUGCCAUGGGCAUCAUCACCACCGGUGCCGCCGCCGGUGAAGAAGAAGCUUUGCUUCAGCACCAGCAGCAGCAGCAAGAGGACGGCGAGCGCGACGAUACCGCUGGUCAACAAGAAGCACUCCGCUUCGUCGGCACACCUCCUCCUCAGCCGCGGCCGUGCCCUAAUGGCAGCGACGGUAACGGCACCCGCCUUUUCUGACGAUGACCAGCGAAAGGAGCUGCUGCUGCGGCACCUGGGGGAGGACGGCGGGUGGGUGGAGGAGCAGAUGCUGUCGCUGCUCACCCCCGUGGACGAGGCAUGGCAGCCCGCCGAUCUCCUGCCCACCUUCGCUGCCGCCACCGCCGAGGAGCAUCGGACCCAGGUGGCGGAGCUCCAGGCCCGCGCGGCCGGCGUGCCCGACGAGCUCCUCGUGUGCCUCGUGGGCAACAUGAUCACGGAGGAAGGCCUGCCCGCGUACAUGACCAUGGGGAACCGGGCGGGUGGCGGCGCCGGCAUCGUAGACGCCACCGGCUGCGACGACCACGGCUGGGCUCGCUGGCUGCGCGGCUGGACCGCCGAGGAGAACCGCCACGGCGACGUGCUCAACCGGUACCUCUACCUGUGCGGCCGCGUGGACAUGCGCCAGGUGGAGACGACGGUGCACCACCUCCUCCGCCGUGGCAUGAGCAUGCUGGAGCCCUCCUGCCCCUACCACGGCUUCAUCUACGGCGCCUUCCAGGAGCGCGCCACCUUCGUCUCCCACGCCCACACGGGCAAGCGCGCGGCGCUCCACGGGGACGCCUGCCUCGCCAAGCUCUGCGGGGUCAUCGCCGCCGACGAGAAGCGCCACGAGGUCGCCUACACGAGGGUCGUCGCCAGGUCCUUGGAGGGCGACCCGGACGGCGUGGUGCGGGCGCUCGCGGCCGUGAUGCGAGCCAAGGUCACCAUGCCCGGCGAGCGCAUGACAGACGGACGCGACGACAACCUCUUCGAUCACUUCUCAGCGGUGGCGCAGCGCGCGGGGGUGUACACGGCGGCGGACUACGGCGACAUGGUGGAGCACUUCGUGCGCAGGUGGAAGGUGGCGGAGCUCGAGGGGCUGUCCGGCGAGGGGCGGCGCGCGCAAGACUACGUGUGCGGGCUGCCGCGUAAGAUCCGCAGGAUGGAGGAGCUGGCCCACGACCGCGCGGCCCAAAAGGAGGCCCAAUCCGUCAAUAUCAGCUGGGUGUUCGACAGGCCCGUUCGUCUGCACUGAAGGAAAGUCGAAGGCCAUCUCCUCAACUGAACAAGGCCCAAUUACUAGUACUGGAGUAUAUUGUAACUGAGCUUAUGCACUGUACAACUAUAAAUGUGCAGCUCUAAGAUCACAAACUUUAAAUAUGUACAUAUAUAAGACCUAGUAAGUUUCCAUGAUAAAUAAAGCUUGAAUAAUUAUUACUAUAUACUCCCUUCAUUCCGAAUUAUAAAUCAUUCCAAAAAUCUUGGAGAGCCAAAACAUCUCAAGUUUGACUAAAUUUUAAUGAUAACAUAAUAACGUUUAUGACACCAACUAAGUACCAUUAGGUUCUU